This is a messenger RNA of Halteromyces radiatus, 1221 nucleotides long. RefSeq lists its product as uncharacterized. The transcript is spliced from 5 exons. Lineage: Eukaryota; Fungi; Mucoromycota; Mucoromycetes; Mucorales; Cunninghamellaceae. The record is from RefSeq and is a predicted model, not a curated record. The coding region runs from base 1 to 849 and encodes 282 amino acids.
AUGACUAUAGGCAAUCUCCAAGUUACUGCAGUUACUAUCCGUGGUCUUGCUGAAAACGGGUUGAAUAAUAUCAACGCUUUUUUGGGUUGUUACAUUGUAUCUACUGAUAAACAUCGUACACAAAGUCAACGAGGUCCUGAACCUCAAUGGAAUCAAACUCUUACAAUACCUAUUCCUGAAGGCCAUAACGAAUUACACUUGGAAAUUAUUAAUGAAAAUCCUUCUGAUUCUGGUGUUAUUGGUGUGGGUAGAUUUGAUUUGACACCUGUGAUCUAUCAAAAUCAAAGAGAAGAGGUUUGGAUUCCUAUUCACCCAACCAACAAUAAUGCUUCCACUCUAGGUCAUCUUUUGAUUCGAAUUGAAAAGCAACAUUAUCAACCUUCAUCUGAUUAUCCACCUCCUCCUCCAAAUUAUUCUGGAUCUUUCGCAAGUAAUGAAUAUCCUCAAGAAAAGCAACAUCAUCAACAACAACAACCACCUGCCUUUGGUCAACCCGAUCGACAAUCUUCAUUUGCAUCUCUUGGUCCUGAACAACCUAUUCCUGAUAAUUAUGGUGCUGGUAAUCCUCCUCCCUUUACUCCUCCUGCCACAUCUUCCAACGAUCCUCCAGCAUACCCUUCAGCUUAUCCUCCAUCUUAUCCACAACAUAACCAACAACAAGGUUUUCAAAUGCCUGGAACAUCUCAACCCGACAAAGCAUCGCAAGAUCAAGAUAAAUCAACUGAUUGGAAGAAAUACGGUGGAAUUGCUCUUGGUGCAGCUGGAGCCCUUGGACUUGGAGCAUUUGUGGCACAUGAAAUCAAGGAACAUAAAGAAGAAAAACAUCAUCAGCAUCAUUACAAGCAUUGAUAUCUCAAGAUAUAUUUCUUUUGUAUUCUAUUCAGUCCAAUGACACAUCAGUAGUUUUAGUUUUAUCCUCCCUGUCGUCUAUUCAAUAAAAAAAAAAAAGAAAUGAAGUCCUUCUACUUUUAUUACAUGAUCUUCGUCAUUAUUGUCAAAUUCAGUGUAAUCUAUCUUCAACGUUAUUCAUCCAUCCUAUUGAAUUCAGCAUUUUCUAUUCUAUUAUCAUUGAUCAUUAUCUUUAUUUGUUGCAUAAAUCAGCCAUCAUCCCUCAUCCCAACAUAAGAUCAUAAAAUAGUAAGAUCAAACAUGUUUUUUUUAUUAUAAAAGUAAGAUAACAAAAAAAAAAAAGGUACAUUUAAGCAAUGAGUUCAACAACUA